Rhipicephalus microplus (southern cattle tick) is the source of this 558-nucleotide messenger RNA. RefSeq lists its product as uncharacterized. Gene Ontology annotation, molecular function: serine-type endopeptidase inhibitor activity. The record is from RefSeq and is a predicted model, not a curated record. NCBI's taxonomy places the organism in Eukaryota, Metazoa, Arthropoda, Arachnida, Ixodida, Ixodidae.
UCGAUUUUUAAUAUUGGUGUUAGCGGUCAGGGUAUUUAAGACAAAGUGACGGUCCUAUUUUUCAUUCGUCACCUUCCGUCUACCAGCAUGAACAAGUGUGCUUUUCUGCUGAUCCUGAUUCUUUCAAAUGCCAUACCGCUACUUGCAUGGUCACCUCCCUGGUCUUCCUGGAAGUUACGAGACUGGCUCAAGAAGGUUACGGGAUGGUCAAUGCGUACUGUAAAGCAACCGAACAAGACAGUUACAGGAAAUACGCACAGACAAAAUUACACUUUUUACAAAGCAGUGUGCGAUAACAGACUCAGUGAAAUCUGCCUGUACCCUUUAUUGUGCCUUUGCCCCAAGUAUGAUGCGUACGGAUACGUCCGCAAAGAUGAAGACCGUUGGUACUACAACAACACAACAAACCAAUGCGAAAAGCGUAUAGCUGUAGCAGGUGGUUGCAACGACUUUGAAACCAUAGAUCAAUGCAAGAGACAUUGUUUCAACGCCAGCGAAAGGUCCAAAGUACUUUCGUCUUCAGAGCAACUUCAAGCUAUAUUCGCUAAGCAAUACUGA